AAAUAUUACUCAACAAUCAAUAUGGUCUUUGGAACUAGUCGUUGGGAAAAGAGGCGGCGCCUCUACUUGCCUAUACUCAUUUCAAAUCUAGUUAUCUACAUCAAACGCGUGAGAGACGCGGAAGAAGAACCUCUGCAUCUAUCGUCAUUUGAACGUUGCAGACUCAAUCUCGAACGCUCAAACAUGGCCGUGAUAUGGCUUUUGUUAAAUGUCGUUGUAGUUCAAUUUACUAGUAGAUCGAUUUCUUUCAGGAGACGUUAUCGGAUGAAUCCUCGUUUGAUAAAUCUUCCCGAGGAGGUUGUCAUUAAGCGUAUAGCAUUCAACCUUUCAGAAGAACUCCAGAGACAAUUCACUGCCAGAACGGAUAUAAGUUGAUGUCUUUGCGGAUUUGAAGAGAACACAUUUGCGAGCAAGUCAGCGGUACUGUACCAAGCAAGUCUCCAUACUAGUUUGCUAUGGUCAGCAACGAGAAUCACUGGAUAAGCACGGAC
Aspergillus ruber CBS 135680 is the source of this 491-nucleotide messenger RNA. RefSeq lists its product as uncharacterized. The transcript has a single exon. The annotation marks the transcript as partial. NCBI's taxonomy places the organism in Eukaryota, Fungi, Ascomycota, Eurotiomycetes, Eurotiales, Aspergillaceae. The record is from RefSeq and is a predicted model, not a curated record.